Messenger RNA from Guyanagaster necrorhizus, 1626 nucleotides. Its product is annotated as APC amino acid permease. Gene Ontology annotation, cellular component: membrane. Lineage: Eukaryota; Fungi; Basidiomycota; Agaricomycetes; Agaricales; Physalacriaceae. Gene Ontology annotation, molecular function: transmembrane transporter activity. The transcript is spliced from 15 exons. Bases 1 to 1626 code for a protein of 541 amino acids. Gene Ontology annotation, biological process: amino acid transport; transmembrane transport. The record is from RefSeq and is a predicted model, not a curated record.
AUGCUCGAAGACAGCGAGACGCGAGAACACGAUAAUGGCAGCAUUGGUCCCGCUAUUCUAUCGAAGGAUGAAGCUCUUCUGGCGCGUCUAGGGUAUAAACAAGAGUUUCGUCGCAAUUUCAGGCCCAUAGAGGUGUUUGGCGUCGGGUUCAGUAUUAUCGGACUCGUUCCUUCUCUCGCAUCGACGUUCGUAUACGCCUUGCCCAACGGUGGAGCUGCCGCGUUGGUUUGGGGGUGGACAGCAUGUUCAGUCCUCCUCAUUAUUAUUGGGCUCGCAAUGGCCGAGCUAGGAUCUGCCGCUCCAACGUCUGGCGGUCUGUAUUAUUGGACUUUUAUGUUCUCUUCCCCAAAAUGGCGCUGCUUUCUUGCUUGGAUAGUCGGGUAUUCUAAUAGUGUUGGCAACAUUGCUUCUGUCGCCAGCGUCGACUGGGGAUGUGCCGUUCAAAUUAUGGCCGCCGCUAGUAUUGGUUCAGAUUUGCAUUUCACAGCGACAACCGGCCAAACAUACGGCCUGUUCUUAGCCUUACUAAUAUGUCAUGGCACUAUCUGCAGCUUUGAUCCCAAAAUAAUUGCACGCUUGCAAACUCCUUAUAUUAUUGCCAAUGUUCUCCUAUGUUUCGCCUUGAUCAUCGGUCUGCCUGCGGCUACUCCUAAAGAAUCCAUGAAUACGGCAAACUAUGCCUUCGGGGACUUUGAAAACUUUUACGGGUGGCCAAAUGGUUACGCAUUCAUUCUUAGCUUCCUCUACCCAUUGUGGAGUAUCGGUGCAUUCGAUUCGACUGUGCACAUCAGUGAGGAGGCUACGAAUGCCAAUGUGGCAAUCCCUUUUGCAAUAAUAUUGGCAGCUACCUCGAGUAGCAUUCUCGGUUGGGGAAUCAAUGUUGCAAUUGCAUUCUGCAUGGGCACGGAUGUUGAGGCUAUUCUGGACAGUCCUGUUGGGCAACCGAUGGCAACACUUCUUCUAAAUUCGUUUGGCAAGAAAGGGGCAUUGGCACUGUGGUCUCUAAUUAUUGUACUCCAAUUCGCAAUAGGAACAAGUAUGCUGACUGCUUGCUCUCGUCAAAUAUUCGCCUUCUCGCGUGAUGGCGGCCUCCCCUUCUCCCGUUGGCUCUAUUACGUCCACCCACGCAGUCACACGCCUGUCCAUUGUGUAUGGGCUGUCGUAUUCAUCUCCUCACUCUUGGGUCUCCUCGGGUUUGCAGGAAGUGUCGCUAUUGGCGCAAUAUUUUCCCUGGUAGUUACCGGUCAAUACAUCGCAUACUCAGUCCCCAUUAGCGCCAGGUUCCUUGGAGGUAAGAAAAUCAAACCCGGCCCGUUCAGUCUUGGAAAAUUUAGUCUUCCUGUGGCUGUUGUUGCGGUUGUUUGGAUGAUCUUCAUGGUCAUCGUGUUCCUGUUUCCUACGACGCCUAGUCCCACUUCCAAGGACAUGAACUACACCGUUGUGGUCCUAGGCGGAACUCUUGUUUUAGCGACGAUUUACUUUUAUUUCCCUGUGUACGGAGGCAUUCAUUGGUUCACGGGACCGGUGGUGACGAUCGACAAUCACGAUCUACGUCCCGGCUCUGAAUCCGAGUACACGGAGAAGAAGGAGAAUAUGAGCGAUGACGAGAGUAAGACGGUGGUGUAG